GGAAGCAAAGCAACUUGCCGAAAUAAUCGAUCUUCAACAACAAUUAAAACUUGCUCAAGACCAGGUCAAGGAAUUAGAAAGUAGUUUAAGAAUUGCUAUUCAAACUUCCGAAAUAGCCACUCAAACCAACUUUGGCUGA
Molecule: messenger RNA, 139 nt
Organism: Funneliformis geosporum
Lineage: Eukaryota; Fungi; Glomeromycota; Glomeromycetes; Glomerales; Glomeraceae
Source: the annotation of a GenBank genome assembly